Messenger RNA from Diaporthe amygdali, 999 nucleotides. RefSeq lists its product as uncharacterized. NCBI's taxonomy places the organism in Eukaryota, Fungi, Ascomycota, Sordariomycetes, Diaporthales, Diaporthaceae. Bases 1 to 999 code for a protein of 332 amino acids. The record is from RefSeq and is a predicted model, not a curated record. The transcript is spliced from 2 exons.
AUGGCGGCAGGUAUACGCAUGCUUGUUGUAUUCCUCUCACUUCUAGUAUCCCAAUGCUUCUCAAUAUGCUACUACCCGGACGGCUCCGCAGCGUCCCAAGAUACACCUUGCAACGACGAGACAGCUGAAUCGGCAUGCUGUGGACAAGGGUACGCCUGCUUGUCCAACGGUGUCUGCCAGGCCACUGGAGAAGAAUUGCAAAAGGCUGGAGCAUCAAUAUAUGUACGCGGCUCUUGUACAGACUCGAAUUGGCGAAGCUCGUAUUGCCCGAAUUUCUGCGUCAACCCAGAAUAUGACAACGUGGCCGGUGGAGAGGGCAUGGGAAUGUGUGAGGACACAUCCCAGGUCUUAUUCUAUUGUAUCGAUGGGCGAUCGGUCAACUGUACCAGUCAGGAGAAUGUGCUGCUUUUUGUGGAUACUCCAACUGUAUUGACGACCAUCGGCAUUGCGGCCUCUACAUCGACAACCGCUUCAACUUCGAGCACUACGCCGCUGACUACCACCACUCAUUCAUCAUCGAUCCUGUCCACAACGUCAACAAGCACAAGUAGUAUUAUAGGUUCUUCAACAAGCAUCUCACCAACGGACACGAGCGUCUCAGAGAAUACGAGUCAGCCAAGCCAAGCCACCACAAUUGGUGCUGCGGUGGGUGCCUCCAUAGCUGGCAUUGCAGCUGGUGCUGCAGGCUUGUGGUUUUUCCUUCGCGCCCGGAAGAAGCGUAGGCAAGCGAUUGCUGCAGAUCAUACCACGGGUGGACAUAACAAUGACUUUUCGUUGGCCGAAUAUCCAUCACAGGGGUAUUGGGAUCCUACUCAGAUAAAAGGCACGCAGAAUCACCCAAGUCACCAGAGCCACCCCAGUCACCAGAGUCAACAGAGUUACCAGACCUCUGAACUGGACUCGGUUCAUCGCAAUUACCAGACUUCCGAACUGGAUCCCACUGCCGUUGUGCAGUCGGUGCACGAGCUACCAGCUUGGGGGAGGGAAAGCCGAUAUUAA